AUGGGAACAUCUGCUCCGGCAUAUAUGAAUUCUACCUCUUUCUUCAAGACAUUUAAGAGUUAGUUUAGACCAAUCGAGAUUUCUGGAGAGAAGGUCGAUGGACAAGUCUACAUUUGUGAUGCUAAUUAAGAGAUGAUUAUUGAAUACCCAAACCGAAUAAUUGAUGAGGAGACAGAUGAACUCUGGCAUUAAUCUUAAUCUAUGAUUUAUAGUAUAUAGGCACCAUACAUUAUCAAUUAUUAUGGGAGUUCAGAAAAACAAUCAAAGGAAAUGUGUUCAUCCUAUUCCAUGAUUUUCAGUUAUUACGAAUAUGUUCCUCACACUUUGUUGAAGUAUUUUAUAAUAUUUAAGAUAGAGAAAUAAAUGAAAGGAAGGAAAAUCAAGAACAAUUCUCAGAAAAAGAGAUUUGGUAUUUGUUAUGGUCUUUGACACAAGCCCUUUUCGAACUCAAAUAAAAAGGCUUUAAUCACAAAGACUUAAGACCAGCUACAGUCGGACUAAAACGCAACGGCGCAGUUAAACUCUGUCCCAUCGGAGUUUUGUAAGAUCAAAAAAACUCAGUCGCCAGAUUUGUAGUUGAAAAUUUAUAGACUUAUCUCCCCACUUCAUUAAAAAAAUCACUUAUCGAUCAAUCACAACUACAAAUCAAUUGGAAUAAAAUAGAUUCGUUUGCUUUAGGACAUAUAAUUCUUGAUCUUAUGAUACUUGAUGUACCCGUUUUAAUUGAACCUUAACAAAUUGCUUAGUUAUAACUGUUAUGUUAUAAUCGCUUCUCAUAGCAAUUAAUCCGAAUAACUGAGCAUCUAAUGUUAGAAACUGAUAAUUAACUAUUGGUGUAGGAUCUAUUCUACAUGUUGAAACCCUAUUCAGAAAAAAUUAGCAACCUAUAAGACUUUUAAAUUAAUUUUGAAGAUAUCAAGUAAUAAACCAUUCCCAUAAAUAACAUGUCUAAAUUAAAGAUAAAGCAAAUUAUCGAAAACUCAAACAGGCAUUCAGAAAUACUCUACGAAUCGUAAUAGCUUGAUAAUAUUAAAUAACAACAAUAAUUGAAAGUCAAUGCUCAAGAAUAAUAACAAUUAAUAUUAGAGUAGUAACAGUAGUAAUUAUUAUUCUAAUAAAAAUAAUAGUAGAUUUAACAAUAAGAUGUAUUGCAAUAUUAAAAAAAUCUAAUUUUGUAAUAAUCGUAAAAUCAACAAAUAUACACUACUUCUAAUAUACAACAAUAAAUUUAAUCAUAAUUAUAAUUACCAAAUUUAACUUAAUAACCAACAGUUACCCAGUAACCAACAAUUUCAUAACAAAUUAUUACACAGACUCCAUAAUAGCAAUAACAGAUCCCAGCUUAAAUACAAAACAUCAUAUAAUUAUAAAACUAAAACUUAAUUUAAUAACAACCCCAAAAUAUCACACAAUAGCAAUAAUAAGUAUCUCCUUAGCAACAUGUAAUAAUUCCAAGAGUUCCUUAAUAAACAGUGUCGUAAAUUCAAAGUCCAGAUUUAAGAAAGUCGACUUCUCCUUAACCUUAAUAAUUUGUAAAUCAGUAACCUCAACUACUCUAACGUUUGUUGAUGCAAUCUUAAUAGAUUCCAAAACCUUAAUAAAUAGUUUCUUAAUUACCUCCAUAAUAAUUAUAACAGUAACUUAUAAGAACUCCGAGAUCACCAGAUGAUCAAAUCAAAAUACGAUAAUCAUAUUAUCAACCACUAAGUCCACAACCCCAUCCUCCUUUAUAGCCAUUAUAAAAUGUUUAUGUAACCCCCCCUCCUCCUAAAAUUUUGCAAUAGCAACCACAACCACCUAAUAUUAUAUAAUAACAACCAAUGCUAAGACCCAUUAUCUAGUAAUCUGCUCCUAUAUAAUUACCUGUUAUUUAUUUGAAUCGACCUCCUCCACCUAAUAAUUACACUUAAAUACCUCCUGGUGAAAAAGUUCCAGUGAAAUUAGCACAAACAUUAGUUCCAAUGGUAUGAGUAUUCUGUUAAUUAAUUCUAGAACGACUAAUUUGAUAGAGAAAUUACAGUUUUGGAAUAUAAACCAUAAGGAAAUCAACCAUUGAAGGCAUCAAACUAGAUUCCAUAACAAGAAAUGCCAGAAUCUUCACCUUAAGCAGGAUAAGUAAAAUAAUUGAUUAAAUGUUAGCCUAACAAUUUUGAUAGAAUUCGUAACGUAAUUUAAGAUUCAGAUGAAUUGUUGUCAUAUUAGCAAAAUUGA
Molecule: messenger RNA, 2211 nt
Organism: Paramecium octaurelia
Lineage: Eukaryota; Ciliophora; Oligohymenophorea; Peniculida; Parameciidae
Source: the annotation of a GenBank genome assembly